Blastocystis hominis is the source of this 360-nucleotide messenger RNA. RefSeq lists its product as hypothetical. The transcript is spliced from 4 exons. The record is from RefSeq and is a predicted model, not a curated record. Gene Ontology annotation, biological process: regulation of DNA-templated transcription. The coding region runs from base 1 to 360 and encodes 119 amino acids. NCBI's taxonomy places the organism in Eukaryota, Bigyra, Opalinata, Blastocystidae.
AUGUACGACUGGAAAGCCUAUAUCCGUGGCGUAAACGGUGAAGAUCUAUCUACUUUCAUUAAGAGCGUAACGUUUACUCUCCAUCCAAGCUUCCGUCAAAAUCAAAGAGUCAUUGAUCAUUUUCCUUUUGAAGUUCGAGAGCAAGGGUGGGGAGAAUUUGAAAUUGGCAUCAAGGUGGAAUUCAAAAACGACGCUGAGUCUCCAGUGACUUUUGGACACUCUCUCCUCCUUCAUCCUGUGAAUGGAGAGCCUAGCAAGGAGAACCCUGUUGUCAACGAGAUUUAUGACGAGUUUGUGUUUAGCGAUCCUACAGAGUACAUGUACCAAUUAUAUCCUGUCCACAGCAUUGCUGUUUCUUAA